Drosophila nasuta is the source of this 2831-nucleotide messenger RNA. It is a transcript of the gene klg, whose product is annotated as klingon. Bases 821 to 2410 code for a protein of 529 amino acids. Gene Ontology annotation, biological process: homophilic cell-cell adhesion; synapse organization. Gene Ontology annotation, molecular function: axon guidance receptor activity; protein binding. The transcript is spliced from 11 exons. Gene Ontology annotation, cellular component: plasma membrane; neuronal cell body; axon. NCBI's taxonomy places the organism in Eukaryota, Metazoa, Arthropoda, Insecta, Diptera, Drosophilidae. The record is from RefSeq and is a predicted model, not a curated record.
UCUUACACAAAGUUGACACGUUUCGCGCGCGUACGCGGUUCCGGUUCCAAGCACUUGGCUAGAGCCAAAGAUUCAGCUACAUAGCUCUCAAGAUACAGAUACAGUUACACAGUUGCAGAUACAGUUGGAAUUUGAAUUUGGUGGCGUGGCUUCUUGAAUGCUGAUAAUCAGCCUGUUUUAGUGUCGAUUAAAUGUGAAAUAAAAAUCAAUGUUACAUUUAACCAAAUGAAGUGUUUAUCAAGUGUGGAUAUCGACUAACAAGAAAAUCAGCCAAGAGAUAAGAUACUGGAACUUGCCACAAAUUUAUGUGGACGCAUAAAGCAAUGUGAGGCGGCGAGUAAUAAAAAUUAAUUAGAAAAUAUUUCACGUCAAACGUCGCGACGUGGCAUAAAAAGAAAAAUACUUCAAGAAAAGAAAGCGCACAAAAGUAUGCAAUAGAAAAAAGGCUUGUGGUUCGCUUUUCGGUUCGGGGUUCGGUGGUUAAUUUCUAAUUAGAGGCGCCACCAAGUAGCAGCAAAGCAGCCGCUCAACAAAGGAAGCGAGCAUAAGUAUUUGAGCAUAAAAUAAACUGCAGAUUGAACAAAAGAACGCUGGAAGAAGAAGUCCGGACCUUAUGCAAAGUAUAAUGAAAACUUAAAGGGAAUAUACGAAACAGAUUUCGCACACCACAAACGACAGAAAGAGAGAGGGAAAGAGAAGUGUCAGCUAACUCCAGGUUGAAGAGGAGACAACUACAACUACAAGGAACCAAUUUGAUUACAACAGAGUGCUCACUCGCUCUAUAGGAGGCACUCACUUUGGCUCGCUUUGGCCCAAAACAAUGAAAAUAUUUUCGCGUAGCAUGCGUCACACGGCCAUGCCACAACGGCAACGCGGCAAGCAGACGGCGUUGAAAAUGAAUUGCCCCAUUUUGAUUGUAAUUACCCUCGGAUGGCUGUUGCACGCACAGUGCCACCACACCGAUGUUGAUGCCGCAAUUUCAAAUCGAGGUAGCAACACUCGCUCGCUGAGCAAUGGGGCACAGUCUUUGGCUGCCUCGUCUUCAUCAUCAUCGUCGAUGACGGCGCCGCAGCCACGUUUCCUUUCGCGUGGCAACACCUAUCGCUCUGUGGUUGGCGACACUCUGGUGCUGCCCUGUCAGGUGGAGCAUCUCGGCAAUUUUGUGCUUCUGUGGCGCCGCGGCACAAAUGUGCUCACCGCCUCGAACAUCAUGGUAACAAGGGAUGACCGCGUAAGACUGAUAGAUGGUUAUAAUUUAGAGAUAUCUGAUUUGGAGCCACAAGAUGCCGGGGAUUAUGUUUGUCAAAUCAGUGACAAAAUUAAUCGUGAUCAAGUGCACACUGUUGAGAUUUUGGUGCCUCCCAGUGUUCGUGCCAUCCCGACAUCAGGUCAACUGCAGGCACGCAAAGGCGGACCCAUUACAUUGGAGUGCAAGGGAUCGGGUAAUCCUGUGCCAUCUAUUUACUGGACCAAAAAGAGUGGCACUGGCAAAUCCACGGCUCGUAUUGGCGAUGGACCCAUCUUGACCUUGGACAAACUGGAGCGACAACAAGCUGGAGUCUAUCAAUGCACCGCUGAUAAUGGAGUCGGUGAUCCGGUCACUGUUGAUAUGCGGCUCGAUGUGCUGUAUCCGCCGGAUAUUCAAGUGGAAAAAUCAUGGAUACACUCGGGCGAAGGAUUUGAGGCGAAACUCGUUUGCAUUGUUUACGCUGAUCCAGUCGCAACGGUAUCGUGGUAUCAGAACUCGUUCCCCAUUCAAACAACCGAUAGGCGAAUUAUGAACACAAGAGCCAAUCGACACACGCUCACCAUACGACACAUUCAGCAAGAGGACUUUGGCAACUAUAGCUGCGUGGCCGACAAUUCUCUGGGACGUUCACGUAAAUAUAUGGAGCUAUCUGGUCGACCGGGACCCGCUGAAUUCUAUUCACCCAAAUGGGGACGCUCCUCGGAUAGCUACAAUCUGACAUGGAAAAUUGAUAGUUACCCGCCGCUGGAGGAAGUGCGUCUGCUCUACCGACGAGUGCUCAUGAACGACACAUUCCAGCAGCCAGGCAGAUGGCAUGAUUUUAUACUCACGCCAGAACAUCGUCCAGCAACGGAGCCUCUAACACAUAUCAUGUCCUACACCAUUAAACAUCUGCAUCCAGGUGCUUACUACGAGGCGAUUGUUCAGGCCAAGAAUCGCUACGGAUGGAAUGAGGUCAGCGAUAUAUUUCAAUUUAUUGUCGCCAGCAACAGCCUGGACAUAGCCCCGGAGGACGCUGAAGUGGUUGCAAGUUCGAAGUCGCGCAGCAACAGUGGCUCAGUGAGCAGCCUGCCCCACGCCCUGCUCUUCCCAGGCACACUGCUCUUGGCCUUUGCCUUGCGUAAUAGCCAAUUCGACAGACUGCGACUUGGCUUGGGGUAAGCAACACACACACACAGCAUACAUCGAACACUCGUCCCACACAUAAAACAAAACAGCAAAAGAGAGAGAUGGCAGAGGAAAUCUUAUAAAGUCACAUGUGUAUUUGGAAGUUGGUUUAAAGUGCUGGCAAAGGCCAAGAGACAACAACUUGUAAACUAUCCAGACAACUAAGAGAGAGAGUGAGCCUCCUCUUCACUUUGAUUUUUGUUUUACCUUCUUACUGCAACUGCCACUGCAACAAAAAAAGAAAAGAAAGAAAAACUCCAAAAAGUCCCUCGAGUCCUACAGCAAACUAACCAAAGAUACAACAAACAAAACAAAACCAAAAUAAAAAAAUAGUUUUUAGUGAAAUGAAUGAAUGUAAAAAUUAUGCAAACAAAAAACCCUUAAUAACCAAAUAAUGUAAAUAAUUUUUCAAGCA